Mytilus trossulus (common blue mussel) is the source of this 1510-nucleotide messenger RNA. RefSeq names its product kelch-like protein 4. The record is from RefSeq and is a predicted model, not a curated record. Bases 224 to 1288 code for a protein of 354 amino acids. Gene Ontology annotation, molecular function: protein binding. NCBI's taxonomy places the organism in Eukaryota, Metazoa, Mollusca, Bivalvia, Mytilida, Mytilidae. The transcript is spliced from 8 exons.
UAAAAUGACGAUUCGAUGAUCUUUAUUUAGUAUUGUUAAAAUGGAAUUUAAAUAGAAUUGUGUGUCAUCUACUUUAUGUUUAAAAACAGCCAUGAAUUGGUACAUUCGUUGAUAUUGACAAAUUAUAAGUUUUGUACUAGUACGUUGAGUGUUCAGUAUAUUACCAAAAUGACAGGAUGAUGCAGUAGCAGGAUAUAUAAAAAGACAAUGAACAAAAAAGAGAAUGAACGGAUUUAUAAGUAAAAACCCCAUUUAUCAACAACGUCUUUACAUCAUUAAUAGAAGCGGAAGUGGGGAUGCUAGUUUCCUCUUAUUAACUCAUGACAAGUCGGAAAUACAGAACUAUCAAGUCAAGACUGAUCACUGGAGCGCAUCUACAGGAGUUUCAAACUUUGGAGUAGCAGUCCAUAAGAACUUUUUGUACAUAAUAGGAGGGUUUGAUAUAAAUAAGGCUGUCGCCAUCAGAAAAGUUUCUAGGUAUGACCCGUUAUCAGGAAUUUGGGUAGAUCGAACACCUCUUAUUGCAGCUAGACAAAAGUUUACAGUUUCAGUAUUUGAAAAUAAAAUAUUUGUUAUAGGUGGCGAAGGGGACGAUGGGAAAGUUUUGUCUUUCUGCGAAAUUUACAAACCGGAAGACGAUAUAUGGGAAGAAGGACCCAAACUAAUAUCCCCACGUUCUAAUCUGUGUAGUGUUGUUUAUCAAAAUGAUAUUUAUUGCGCUGGUGGGUGCUAUGGAGGGAAAUGUCACAAAAGUUUCUGGGUUUUUGAAAAGAAUAAAUGGAAAGAGUUAGAUCGUGAUUAUCCUCAAAGAUUGCCUCAUGGCUUGGAUAGAUUUAGUUUUGUAUCCCAUGGACGAAACCUGUAUUUUAUUGGAGGAGUAUCCUCAAAAAUGGAAAAGGCCAGCAAUAAAUAUAGAUUUAUGACAGAGAGGAGGAUGCAUUCAUACACUACGAGUGUGUCUGCUUUAAGUAGAACAGAACAUGGAACCGAUAUUGUUGGUGAAAUGAUUUCUCCCUGGCAUAACCAGUUACCAGCAAUGACUUAUGGGAGACACAGCGCUGGUGCUAUAGUAAUAGGAGAUAGAAUCUACGUAUUUGGAGGCUCAUUAAUGGAAACAGGACAGGCUGUUCGUAUUGUUGAAUACUACAGUAUAUCACGUGGUCAGUGGCAAGAAGACUUCAGGUUCCGAAAAGGAGACGUUUCAAAUGUUACUUGUGCAAUAUUAGAGGUUCCUACUAAAUUAGAGGAGGAAAAUCUAAAUGAAAAACUGCGAUGGGUAAUGUGGUAGUACUACGCAUGACUAAUUUAGAUGCGUGUGUUCAAUUUAUACUCGGAAACAUAUAUUUUGCGUCAUUUAGAUCCUUACAAAAAAUAAAAAAAAAUAAAACAUUUUGUCAUAAUGACAAACAGUAACAGGAUAAUUUCAUUUUUGGUUGUUGGUUUUGUAUUUUAAAUUUUGUUCUACAUAUAUUUGAAUCGUUUUUACAAGUUAUAUAUAAAUACUUCACAU